AUGGCGGAGAUUGUGAUCCUUCUAGCCAUUAAAAAGAUUGGAAUUGCCUUGGCAAAAGGAGCGGCAGACCAGGCCAGAGUGCAGUUUGCGAAGUAUGGGGCACAACUACUGGAGCUACAGGGUAGCAUGGGUCGUGUUCCCAGGGAGCUUAGGGUAAUGCAUGAUGUUCUUUGUCAAAUGGACAUUCGAAACCGCAGCAAUCAAGUAUAUGAGGGUUGGUUAGAGGAGGUACGCAAAGUAGCACAUGUGAUGGAGGACAUGGUGGAUGAGUACUUGUAUCUAGUUGGUCGAGAACAUGAUAUAGGUUGUUGUUUCUUCCUGAAGAAAGGGUUCAAAAAGCCAAGAUCACUGCUUUGUUUGAAUCAGAUAGCUCUCAGCGUGAAGGAACUGGAGAAAGACCUUUCACACCUGUCAAAGACAAAAAACCGUUGGGUUCCCAUGAUAAACAACGGGGAUUCUAGCAACCUCAGUUACAUUGUCAAGAGAUCCCAAGAGCUAGCAAACAUUUCACGCUUAAUUGAUGAAGAAGAUCUAGUGGGGGUGGAUAAAAACAGAGAAAAACUCGAGCAAUGGUGGGGGGGUGAUGAUCAGAAAUGCUCUGUGAUAGCUCUGCUCGGAAUGGGAGGUCUUGGUAAAACUGCUUUAGCUGCAAAUGUCUACAAGAGGGAGAGGGAGAAAUUCCAGUGCUAUGCCUGGGUCUCCAUCUCUCAAACUUAUUCUAGAGAAGAUGUCUUGAGAAAUAUGAUCAAAGAACUCUUUAAAGACAAUGCUAGUGCUCUAUGUAGCACUCUGUCCAUGGACAUCAUGAGCCUUGAAGAGACACUAAAGAAAUAUCUGGAGCAAAGAAAGUACUUGAUCAUAUUGGAUGAUGUUUGGGAUCCGGAAGCAUUUCAUGAUUUGUCAAGGAUGCUUACUCAUAAUGAUAAGGGCAGUAGAGUGAUACUUACAACAAGGGAAGCCAGCAUUGCCGCACUUGCCUCUCAAGGACAUAGCUUAACAUUGAAAGCUUUACCAGAAGACAAGGCAUGGGAUCUCUUUUGUAAGAAAGCCUUUCCAAGAGAUACAAAUCAUGAAUGUCCUACAGAUUUGAAGCCAUCAUCCAAGGAAAUAGUUAGCAAGUGCAAAGGCUUGCCUCUUGCUGUUGUGUCAGUUGGUAGCCUCUUGAGUGCGCGUGAGAAAGCCGUGGAAGAAUGGAGAAGAAUAAAUGAUCAACUAAGCUGGGAGAUAAUUAACAAUUCAAGUCUGGACCACAUAAGGAAUGUUUUGCAUCUGAGCUUCAUCUACCUCCCAACAUACUUAAAAAGUUGUUUCCUGUACUGCAGCUUAUUUCCGGAAGACUAUCUUUUCAAAAGGAAACAACUUGUACGGUUAUUCAUCGCUGAGGGGUUCAUCAAGGAGAGGGGUGAAAGCACACUAGAAGAAGUGGCAGAAGGCUAUCUAAAAGAGUUGGUUGACAGAAACAUGCUACAACUUGUUGAGAGGAACUCGUUUGGUAGGGUGAAGAAAUUCAGAAUGCACGAUCUCGUACGUGAACUGGCAGUUGAUUUGUGCAAGAAGAACUGUUUUGGUGCUAGUUAUGAGGAUCAGUGUGGGGGGUCUCUUGAGAUGGAUGGACGUCGGUUGGUGCUUCACAAAGUAAAGAAGGAUAUUCAACAGCCAUUUUCCAAUAUGCACCAACUUCGUACUGUCAUUACACUGGGCGAUAGCAAGUCAUCAUGCACCUUACUACCUCUGCUUUGCACGGAGUCAAGAUAUUUGACAGUGCUAGAAUUAAGUGGUCUACCCUUGGAGAAGAUUCCAGAUGCUAUUGGGGAUCUUUUUAAUCUCCGCCAUUUGGGUUUGCGGGGUUCAAAGGUGAAGAUGCUCCCGAAGACUAUUGAGAACCUUUCAAAUUUGUUGACACUCGACCUUUAUGAAUCUGAUAUACAUAAGCUGCCUAGUGGGAUUGUGAAACUGAAGAAGCUUAGGCACUUGUUUGCUGAGAGAGUAAUUGAUGCAGAAGGAGAUUUUGAAUGUCGGAGUGGUGUGUGUAUCCCCAUUGGUCUUGGAAAUCUGACAAACCUACAGACGCUACAGGCAUUGGAAGUACAAGAUGAGUGUCUUAGGCAUUUAGGGGAGCUGAGGCAAAUGAGAAGCUUGAGGUUAUGGAAUGUGAAGGGAAUGUACUGUGGACGCAUCAGUGAGUCUCUAGUUCGGAUGCCGUAUCUGUCCAACCUAGAUGUGAAUGCUAGUGACGAGGACGAGGUUCUCUUGUUGAAUGUCUGCCUGCCAAGCCUGCAAAAGCUAAGUCUGAGAGGACGACUAGCGGAAGGGGCGUUGGACGAGUCUCCUCUCUUCCAAGCUGAUGGGGGCCAGAACUUGUAUGUAUUUUAUCUAUCUUGGUCACAGCUGAGAGAAGACCCCCUACCAUCCCUUUCUCGGCUGGCAAACAUGACGUGUCUACACUUCACCAGAGCAUACAACGGAGAGCAGCUGUCAUUUCUCGUGGGAUGGUUUCCCAAGCUAAAGGUUCUCUCUCUAAGAGACCUGCCUAAUCUGAGUCGUCUAGAGGUACAGCAAGGUGCCAUGGCGAGCCUGGAGGAACUAUUCUUGGCCAACCUCAGCAGCAUGACGGAGGUCCCAGCUGGCAUUGAGUUCCUCCUUCCCCUCCAGCAUCUAUCCUUCUUGGAAAUCACCAAUGACUUCUUGACGAUGCUGUACCAAUGUUCUGUACUUGAAGAGCAGAUGUGGCACUAUUCUCUCCGAGACUGA
Molecule: messenger RNA, 2751 nt
Organism: Aegilops tauschii subsp. strangulata
Lineage: Eukaryota; Viridiplantae; Streptophyta; Magnoliopsida; Poales; Poaceae
Source: RefSeq, a predicted model, not a curated record